AGGACUUGGUCGAGCCGCAGCAAUGAGCGAGAGUGACGUGGUGAGCAACCGCAUGUCGGAGAAGAUGCUUCUCGGCUGGGCCCUUCUCGCCGAGACGUGCCCCGUCGACGAGUGCUACACGCCCUUGAUGAGCACGAAGAAGCAAGCACACAAGGUCUACUGCGUCAAGUGCGAGCGCUGGUUCAGCACCGAGCUUGCGGCCAAGAACGAGUCGCCCAAGGCGCCAGAGCCCAAGGUCGAGGCUGCCAAGGUCGAGGCGCCGUGGCAGGAGUCCGAAGCCGAAGCGGCGGCCUACCGCGAAAAGAAGAAGAAGCGCGAUGCGGCCAGCGCCAAGAUGGGCGAAAAGAUGUUGCAGGGAUGGACGCUCCUCGGUUUGCAUUGCCCCGUGCCCGAGUGCUUGAUGCCAUUGAUGCGCAGCCGCGAAGGCCAGAUGUACUGCGUCAACUGCGAGCAGUAUGUGAUGACCGAAGAAGAGAUGGCGGCGCACACCAAGACUACGACCGAGCAGUCGGCGGUCUCGGAGGCUUCGUCGGCGGUGUCAAGCCCGGUUGCAGCGCCAAAGCACGCGCCACCCCGCCGCCAACGUCGCCGCUGGCCAAGCGGCGCGCGCUCUCGGUGCCCAACGAGUUUGACUUUGCAGCGAUGAACCGCAUGGCGAUCGACGUCCUGUACGAGAGAAUGGACACGGCCCUCGGUCAGCUCGAAGCGGCGACCAAGCCCAAGGACGCGGCCGAGAUCGCCAAGCUGGUGCGGGAGCUGGCCAAGGCCAUCAAGGCCCUCCAGUCGCUCGGCGACGACGCGUAGACGUUCAUGGUGUCCCUGCGGAGCGAUAGAUACCAGCAUCAAUAGAGCAACACUUAAAGUUUCCAUACAUGCCGACGCGA
Molecule: messenger RNA, 884 nt
Organism: Saprolegnia parasitica CBS 223.65
Lineage: Eukaryota; Oomycota; Saprolegniomycetes; Saprolegniales; Saprolegniaceae
Exons: 6
Coding region: 23-646 (207 amino acids)
Source: RefSeq, a predicted model, not a curated record